UAAAUUUAAAAAAAAACAACCUAAUGCAGUACUUUCCUAAAAUGAAGAUACUGGUGCUUGCAGCUCUGUUCGCUUUGGUCAACGCCAAACAUGAACAAUAUAUCGGAUGGAAAUCCUACUUCGUAGGACCAGCAAGCUUGGAGCAGCUCACCAGCCUGCAUUCCUCCUCCAAUCAAUUCAGAUUGGAUAUCUUAAGUCGUCCAACAGUCCAGACAGCUGGCGUCAUAUUAGUGCACCCUGAGUCUCAGACAGACUUCAUCAAUAACUUGGAAUAUUUGGGAAUCAGCUACAGUGUCCACGUUAAUGAUGUCAAAAUUCAGCUGGACCGUGAUGAUGAGAUCACUGAUAGCUGGAAGCAGUCUCUUAGCAGAAGCGAGAACAGCACUCUUCCUUUCGAUAAUUACCAAGAUUGGGAAAUGAUUGUCAGUUACCUGAACGAAACUGCUGUAAGGAACCCGAACACUACGACCUUAGAGAAGGGUGGCCUAUCCUCCGAGGGUCGUGACUUAUACUACUUGAAGAUCUCCACCACCAACUUUGAGGACUUGUCCAAACCCAUUAUUCUUAUCGAUGCUGGCAUCCAUGCUAGAGAAUGGAUCGGAAUCCCAGUUGCAACUUGGAUCAUCAACAAACUGACUGAUGAGCUUAACGAAACUGAUCUUCUUGAAAAGUUCGACUGGAUUAUUGUACCUGUUGUCAACCCUGAUGGUUAUGUUUACACUCGUGAAAAUGAUCGUUUCUGGCGCAAAACGCGUUCCAACAACACAAACAACUGGGAAUGUGUCGGAGCCGACGCUAACCGCAACUUCGACCACUACUGGAACACCGAAGGCGUCAGUCAAGACCCUUGCGAUGAAACCUUCGCUGGUAUCGAAGUCUUCUCCGAACCCGAAUCCCGGUUUAUCAAGGAAAUUAUUAAUGAAAACCUUGCUCGUAUUGCCUUGUACGUAACCUUGCACAGCUACGGCAGUACUAUCACCUACCCCUGGAGCCACAGGAUCGGUCUUUCAAACAACGCUCUUGGUCUCCACGCUGUAGGAAUCACGAUUGUCAAUGGAAUCCAAGAAUUUGCUUUGCCUCAAUUCCCUCGUUACGAAGUUGGCAGCUCAGCCUUAGUUCUUGGUGAACUUAUUUCUGGGUCCUCAGAUGAUUAUGCUCAUUCUAUUGGAGUACCUUUGACCUUGACUGUGAGGCUUCCGGGCUUAAUUCCUCGCUCUUCUGCUGGCUUCAUCCUGGAUCCUCAGUACAUCCGGCAGGUCGUUACUGAAACUUGGAACGGUAUUGCUGCAGGCGCUCGAAGGGCUGGAGAGUUGGUUAACUAAUCGGAUUUUUUUUUAUACUUUCAAUAAAAUAAAACAACAAUUGAA
Molecule: messenger RNA, 1367 nt
Organism: Trichoplusia ni (cabbage looper)
Lineage: Eukaryota; Metazoa; Arthropoda; Insecta; Lepidoptera; Noctuidae
Product: carboxypeptidase B-like
Exons: 5
Coding region: 24-1322 (432 amino acids)
Biological process (GO): proteolysis
Molecular function (GO): zinc ion binding; metallocarboxypeptidase activity
Source: RefSeq, a predicted model, not a curated record